AGAGAGAAGAAAGACUUCAGUCUGUGCUGUCAAUGCUAGAUUUGGAGAUGCAUCAGACCAGGAAGCUGCAGUUAACAGACAUCCUUGAGAUCACUGAGCAAGGCAUGAAUGACCAGGUGCCUCAGACCCAAGGAGCUGAGAUGGAUAGGAGUGAUUCCUCACAUCCCCUGGAUGUUGUCUGUGCUGUUUUGCAUUCCUCAGACAGCUUCCUCCAUCAGGAGCUCAUCUCCAAAAUGGCUGUGUGCCAGUUUGCUCUCCCACUGCUGCUCCUUCCCCUUGACACCUGUCCAGAAAGCAGAGGGUUCAAGGAGAAGAGCUGGGUGUGCAUGUCCAUGCCAACCAUCUCCUUCACGCAGAUGGAGCACUGCAGCUUCUCCAGGUCCAAGUGCCUCAACACUGUUCUCAGUCCUUCCCAGCACCACCAAAAUUUCUUUGUCCACCAGGAAAUGGAGUCGGGUGAUGCAUUUGAGGAAAUUGCAGAUGGGCUGGUAGAAAUUUCCUGGUACUUCGCUCACAGGAAGAAAUCCAGUCUCUUCCUAGAGUCCCUUACAGUUAUGAACCUUCGCGGCCACAUCAGAUCACGCUUGGAGCAGAGAAGGACCAUUGAGAGCAUAGCUGAGGUGGCACGUGAUCUGAAGAUCUUGGUGGAUGAUGAUUGUGAAAAAUCACAGACUGGAAGCAAACUGGCCACAGAGAUCACUUCUGGAACAGCACAUAUGGGAAAGUACAAACAGGAGACGCCGCAGGUGCAGGGGGAGCUCUGGAAGAACUUGGCCAGAGUGGAGAAAGAGCUGUGCCGGAUGGGAAAGCUGGGAGACAUUACCACCAAAGAUGGCAGACAGAGAAAAUACAGAACCUAUGUAGACAGCAAAGUCACUGGGAUCUCCCCCCUGGAAAGAGAAAUGUCUGAGGACCAGAGACAACUUGUCCAACUCCCAGAUAUAGCAGCCCAGCUGAUGCUGGAAGGGGUUUCUAUGGAGCUGGUGGAUGUAGAAGCCUCCAAUAUCCCACUGCAGUGGGUGGCUGAUGUGUUGGCUCAACUCCACACCAAGCGGGGCAAGUCCAGGUUGUUGGUGCUGGCUGUGCUGGGGAUGCAGAGCACAAGGAAAUCCACUCUUCUCAACACCAUACUUGGCCUGGGGUUUCCUCUUUAA
Molecule: messenger RNA, 1154 nt
Organism: Fulmarus glacialis (Northern fulmar)
Lineage: Eukaryota; Metazoa; Chordata; Aves; Procellariiformes; Procellariidae
Product: up-regulator of cell proliferation-like
Molecular function (GO): GTP binding
Source: RefSeq, a predicted model, not a curated record